Symbiodinium necroappetens is the source of this 1227-nucleotide messenger RNA. NCBI's taxonomy places the organism in Eukaryota, Dinophyceae, Suessiales, Symbiodiniaceae. The record is from the annotation of a GenBank genome assembly.
AUGGCCCUCCCCCUGACUGAGUGGAAGAAGGUCGGUGAAGAUAUUGACCCAGAGCUGAAGAUCCUCGACUUGAGCAUUCCGGCACGGCUCGUGCCCGGCAAGGAGCAAGACUCCUUUGAGGUGGUCUGGGAGUUCCUGGCCAGCGGCGAUGGUCGUCCCGAAGAUUGGCAGCCCAUGGGAAAAGAAAUGCAGAGGAUCCUCGAGGAGCACUGGGCCGGUGGCUGGACGGGCACUUUCCACAUCAAGACGAAGGAGUUGGCCUACGGAAUCGACUGCGCUGGCAUGGUGCAAUGGAACCUCAGCACACAGCGCCGGCGACCCAUCAGGAGGCAGCACAAAGCGACCACCGCAAUUCUGCCAAAACUGCUCGGAAGGCAGAAGAGGCUCCAAUGUGAUGUUGAGACUCAUUCUGCUGAGAGUGCAAAGUUGGCCUUGAGGGUGGCAGAGUUGGAGAAGGAGCUGGAAAGGUUGAAAUCUUUCCAGGCGGAGCAUAGCAGUCAGAUGAUGCUUCAGGAGCCCUGGCGCAAAAGUCGCCAACUGGACAUGAGCAUCAGAUUGCAGCUUCCAGUCGGAGACGGGCUCUUCUCGGUCUUAGAAGCAGCGCUUCGUUCGGCUUGCCCCAGCGAUCAUUAUGGCGUUUGUGAGCCCAUCCGUCACCUGAGGGUCACCGGACUGGAGCAGAUUCGAAAUCUGCGGCUUUGGAAGAACUACGAGUUCCGGAAAGACCAGAUUCGGAAGGAGUUGGAGGGAACUUGGCUGACACCGGUGAAAAGCGGCUUUUCUGCCUGCAAUUGGGCGGACCUGGAUCCUGCCGUCAACGAAAUCAUGGUGCUCCACGGCACCUCCCCGGACAACAUCGACCUCAUUGCCAACUUCGGAUUCGAUGAGAGGUUAGCCCGGCCCAAAGGGCUCUACGGACAAGGUAUCUACUUCACGGAUCAGAGUUGCAAAGCAUUCCAGUACUCCGGGGCAGAUGGCGCAUGUCACGGGUGCAUGAUCAUCACCCGCCUCCUGCUCGGCCUCCCCGACUUCGCCCGAGGCUCCUUGCAGGGGAUCAAGGUAGAACCACUCAUUGACCCUUUGGACCCAUCCAAGGGACGAGUGCACUCCGUCGUAGCGGCACCAGGCACACCUAUCAACCUUGGUUCGACGCAAGUCCAUCAAGAGUAUAUAAUCUUUAACGGAGCACAAGCAUAUCCGGAGAUGAUCGUUCACUUCCAAACAUGA